Molecule: messenger RNA, 1436 nt
Organism: Acipenser ruthenus (sterlet)
Lineage: Eukaryota; Metazoa; Chordata; Actinopteri; Acipenseriformes; Acipenseridae
Product: STING ER exit protein
Exons: 7
Coding region: 111-785 (224 amino acids)
Source: RefSeq, a predicted model, not a curated record
GCCGGCUUUGCUGUCACGUGACAGGCCCGACUCCUGACGUCAUCAAUGCACGACGACCCGUGUGUGUUUAUGUUGUGGUCUUGUGAAGGUUGUAUGUUUGUGUCUUCAGGAUGCCGAAGGUUGUGUCUCGCAGUGUAGUGUGUUCUGAUACUCGGGAUCGGGAGGAGUACGAUGACGGAGAGAAGCCGCUGCAGGUGUAUUACUGCCUCUGCGGGCAAAUGGUUCUGGUGCUCGACUGUCUGGUGGAGAAACUGCCCAUGAGGCCACGGGACCGAGCGAGGGUGAUAGAUGCAGCCAAACACGCUCAUAAAUUCUGUAACAUUGAAGAAGAUGAGAGCGUUUACCUCCGUCGCCCUGAGGGUAUCGAAAGACAGUUUCGAAAGAAGUGUGGGAAAUGUGGGCUGUUGCUGUUUUACCAACACCAAAUGAAAAACACCCCAGUAACAUUCAUUGUGGACGGAGCAGUAGUUAAAUUUGGCCAAGGAUUUGGGACUACAAGUGUAUACAGUCAGAAACAGGAGGCUCCCAAGAAAGUCAGAGUAAUGAUGACCAAGCGGACAAAGGAUAUGGGGAAGUUCAGCUCUGUCACUGUGUCGACCAUUGAUGAAGAGGAGGAGGAGAUUGAAGCAAGGGAAGUUGCAGAUUCAUAUGCACAGAAUGCCAAAGUCAUUGAGAAGCAGCUGGAACGGAAGGGCAUGAGCAAGAGGAGACUGCAGGAGCUGGCUGAAUUGGAAGCAAAGAAGGCGAAGAUGAAGGGCACAUUGAUUGACAAUCAGUUCAAAUAAAUCGAUGCAUUCAAGAUGACUGCAAAAUGAAACCUCACCUCUAGCUGUGUUUGCCUGACAUUACGUAGAUGAGCAAUGCAUUCAACUGUUAAAGACUUCCUCCAAAUUCAUUCAUCUUCAGACCAAAACAACCUUUUAUUGUUUUAUUUAUACUGCAUUGUUGCACUGUGUUGAACUGUUUCCUCAGUAGUCUCUAAAACCUCAGCUACCACAAGUCCGAGAGGACUAUCUGGGCACAGUUCUGCAUUGUAGCACUUGACAGCAAAUACAAGAAUAUAAACAGACACACUUUGGUAUUAGAAAUAAUAUGAAUAAUGCAAGUGCAAUGCUGCUCCUGUAAAUACAGUCCAGACCUACCUAAUGAUCUGUCAAAAUAGAUUAGAGAGUUUAACAGUGGAAGUCACAAAACGCAAGCUGUAGCUGUAAUUGUUUUGGAGGAACAGAACGGGUCCAGUGGCAGGAACUGCAUCAUAAUAAAUAGUUUGAACUAAUACGUUUUAUUAGUGCUGAGGAAGAAUCCGAUAGUGUGUGCAGUAGUUCAUCAGAAAGUACUUUUCUAUUUUGUUAAAUCUGUCUCGGAUCAAAUUUUUGUAAAAGUUGUAAAUGUUUUAGAAUACUUUCAAAAUAAAACUAAAAUGUUAUUAAAUGGUU